AUGACAAAUAUUCUACCAUUUAUUGUUUUGAUAUCUACGGUUUUGCUGAUUAUUCCAGGUUUGUCAAGGGAUCUGUAACAUUCUGGGGGUAGAUCAAGAACAUAUUUUUUCCUGAAUCUCGAAUUUAAAAAAAAAAAUUUUUUUGGAUAAAACUGGAUUUUUUUCUGGGAAGGUUGUUUUAAAAAUUCUAGAAGGAUUUUAAAGAAUUUGAUUUUAAAUCCUUAGAGAUAUUUAUUUCAGCAUAAUUGAACACCCUUUAGGAAAAAAACCUUCUGAAAUUUGAAGCCAAGAGUUUCCAAUUUCAGAAAGAACAUAUGCACAAGGCGGUGAAUCUAGAAUAUUUUGAUUCUAGAUUAAAGGGACAACCCAGUUUUUUUUUCAAAUCCAGGGAACCUUACAAACUGCCAGCUGGGUAGAUUCCAAAAAAUCCCAAAAACUAUUUGCUUAUUUUUCCAGUUGGCUCAAAAACAACACAACUGAUAUACAAGCGAUUCACAGCCGAGACAUGUAAAAACAAUCCGUGUUUGAAUGGCGGAACUUGUACCCCUGGAAAGCUCGCCUGUCAAUGUGCUCAAGGAUGGAUGGGAAGAUAUUGUCAUAGUGAGUUCGGGCUCAAAAGUUUCAAGUUUUGGGAUUUUUUCUCAACCUGAUUGUACAUAUGUUACAACACAAUAACAAAAUCAUCUGAUUCAUUAUUAUCAAAAAAAAUCCGAGGAAACCAGAAAAUAGAUAUAUCAUAAUAACACAUUUCUACGAUUACGACACAACAAUCCAGAUUUUUUUUGCGCUUCCUAUUUAUUAUCGGCGCGUAUGGUUUAAUCGGUUGGUGUUCAAUCGGAAAAAGAUAAUAGGGUGUUCGCGCGCGCAAAACUUGAUUCUGUCUUGUUUUUGAACAGUUUCUGCCAUUGGGGAUGAAAAGGAAGAUGUUUCAAAUCGGAUUACGUAACAAUAAAAAAGUUGUUUUUUCAGGAAAGUGUCGUAACAUUUACAAAAGUUGUGAUCGCUGGGCAGUUGAGGAUAAAUGUCACACUGUUUUGACUCAAACCAACUUUUUCGAUGUGAACUGUGCGAUCUCGUGCAAUAUGUGCACACCAGAUCCAACUUAUGGUAAGUUGAGAUGACAGGGGAGCCUCAAAAGUGGAUUCAUUGUUUUCAGAAGCUCCUGAGAUUCCACUGGCUCCAGCUUUAGAGCCAAUGCAAUUUUUCUUGGGAAAAUGGCAUUCGCAAGCAUCAAAGGGACUUCGAUUCCCAACGGAUUUAUAUGAUAAUGAAUAUGAGGAGACGAUUGAUAUUGCGCCAGCAAAUGUUCCAAUGUUUGGGCCACCAUCUUUGAAUUUUACGUGAGUUUUGGGGUUGAAGAUUGAGACAGGGGAUUCAAAAUGUUCUAUAAAAUUUAUGAGCAAAAUUUGGAAAAAGUUCAAACUUUUAUCCUAAUUUUCUGGUUCCACAAGUUUUUGGUUUUCUGAAAUUUUUCUAGGUUAGUAAAAUCAGCUGACGAAAUUUUACAAGGAAUUUCUUUUUAAAAAAAUUACCCAAUAUUUCUUUUUUAAUUUCUCAUCAUAUUUCAAAAAUUCCUAGUUUCAUCGAAGAUCUGAUCUGAUAUUUUUUAAAUUAAAAUUUUUCUAGAAGCACAUCCUGGUAUAAAGAUGAUGUCCGAGUUAUGCAUGGAUUCAUCACCCUGAAGCCAAACUCAUUCCCACCAGAGGUUGCAAUUUUAUCAACAAGUAAUGAAGGAUUAAAUAUGAUCGAGUUAGGAACACUGAAACAUCAUGUUUUAACUCUAAAUGUUUCGUAUAUGCAAGUUCAUCCAAUUAUGGAUAGCACAGUUUUGCCACUUGGAGUGAGUUUUUUUCUCUGUUUUUUCAAAAAUCUUUAAAAAAAAUUGUUUGCAGGCGACUAGAAGAUUCCGUCGAGUUGGAUCCCUUCUAGAAAUGACAGUAGCCAAAUUAUUCAGUGAUAAUAAAGUGUCGCAAUUCAAGAAAAUGUUCCGUAAAAUUGGCGAAUACGCAUUCUAA
This is a messenger RNA of Caenorhabditis angaria, 2015 nucleotides long. Lineage: Eukaryota; Metazoa; Nematoda; Chromadorea; Rhabditida; Rhabditidae. The record is from the annotation of a GenBank genome assembly.